AUGGCUGACGUUGCAACCCCACCCGCUGCGGAAGCCACCCAGGGCAAGCAGCAAAUCGUCAAGCCCGAGAAGCCUGACGAGGACAAGUACAAGGAGGAUCUCGCCAAGGCCGAGAAGGAGCACGCUGCGGCUCAAGAAAAGCUGAACGCUUGCAAAGCCAAGCUCGACCUCGCCCGCCCCAACAACAAGGACUCGCCGAACGGAAAGCGCCAGCAGGAGCUCAAGACCGAGUUGAACGCCAUCCGCCAGGCCCAGCAGGGCAACAAAUCCUCCCGCAGCGCCGUCCACGAACAGAUCAAGAAAUAUGACGAACAGCUCAAGUCACGACUCAACGAGCUCAAAACUAGCAAGGGCAAGGUCAACUUCAAGUCGGUCGAGGAAGUCGACCAGGAAAUCGCACGUCUUCAGAAGCAGGUCGAUGGCGGCAUGAUGAAGCUCGUCGACGAGAAGAAGGCCCUAUCCGAUAUUUCCAACCUGAACAAAGCGCGCAAGCAAUUCUCCGGCUUUGAUGGGCAACAGAAGGAUAUCGACGCGAUCAAAGCCAAGAUCGCCGAACAGAAGAAGCUGCUCGACGACCCCGAGCAGAAGGCUCUUAGCGAGAAAUACACCGCGCUCCAGACAGAGCUGGACGGGUUGAAGGCCGAGCAAGAUGAGGCUUUCAAGAACCUCAAGGCUCUUCGUGAGGAGACGGACAAGGCGCGUGCCGAACAACAGGCCAAGUACCAGGCACGAAAGGAGCUCAAGGACGCCUACUACCAACAGAAGCGUGCUUUCCAGGAGUACGAUUUCCAGGCACGCAAGGUCCGCAACGAGAAGCGCCGCCAAGAGCAGCUUCAAUAUGUUGCUGGCAAGCGCAAAGAGGUUGCCAGCAAGCGUCUAGAAGAGGCGAGCGCGCCAGCAUACCAGGACGAGAUCUUUGCGACCGAGGGCCUAAUUCGUCAUUUUGACCCAUCGGCACUGCCACCCAAGGAGACCGCUGCGGCCAGCAAGUUUGCCGCAUCAAGUCAACGUACCGUCGACGACUCGGGUUUCAAGGGCACACGGAUUGUGAAGAAGGAAACCGAAGAAGAGAGCUACUUCAUGGGCUCUGGUGGUAAGAAGGGCAAGAAGGGCAAGAAAGCCGCACCCGCCGAGAGCAAGUUUAACCUCAACAUGGGCGUCAUUGAGGAACUUGCCAAGGUUGGCCUGGACGCACCCGCAAGCCAGGCCGACGUUCCCGCCACUGUCGAGAAGCUCAAGGAGAAGCUUGCAUUCUGGAAAGGCGACCAGGACCGCAAGACCAAAGAGAACAUCGCAAAAGCACAGAAGGAGAUCGAGCGUCUUGAGGCUGAGGAGGACGAGGGCGCGAAUGGCACCACGGACACUGCCCGCAAGCCUGCCCAGAAGAACCAGGCUGUCAACGGAAACGCCUCAGCGGAAGCUGAGCUCGAGCAGGAGAAGGAUGCCGCUGCAGAUGCUGCAGAGGACCUCAAGAAGGCUUCGCUCGAGGACAACGCGGAUGCUGCUGAGGCUUAG
Parastagonospora nodorum SN15 is the source of this 1515-nucleotide messenger RNA. RefSeq lists its product as hypothetical. The transcript is spliced from 3 exons. The coding region runs from base 1 to 1515 and encodes 504 amino acids. The record is from RefSeq and is a predicted model, not a curated record. Gene Ontology annotation, cellular component: endoplasmic reticulum; nuclear outer membrane-endoplasmic reticulum membrane network; ribonucleoprotein complex. Gene Ontology annotation, biological process: intracellular mRNA localization. Lineage: Eukaryota; Fungi; Ascomycota; Dothideomycetes; Pleosporales; Phaeosphaeriaceae. Gene Ontology annotation, molecular function: mRNA binding.